This is a messenger RNA of Fonsecaea pedrosoi CBS 271.37, 585 nucleotides long. RefSeq lists its product as uncharacterized. Gene Ontology annotation, biological process: protein folding. The transcript has 3 exons. The record is from RefSeq and is a predicted model, not a curated record. Gene Ontology annotation, cellular component: cytoplasm. Bases 1 to 585 code for a protein of 194 amino acids. NCBI's taxonomy places the organism in Eukaryota, Fungi, Ascomycota, Eurotiomycetes, Chaetothyriales, Herpotrichiellaceae.
AUGGCCGAACGCGCACCCUCACCGACACCGUCCGAACGGGCCCGCAAGGACGCCGAAGACCGCCAGCGCGAAGAGGAGGAGCAGGCGAAACUGCCGUACAAAUGGACGCAGACGCUCGAAGAGGCCGAGGUCAGCGUGCCCAUACAGGGGAACCUGAAGGCGAGGGACUUGGUCGUGGAAUUGAAGAAGACGCACAUCAAGGUCGCAGUAAAGGGGCAGGAGCCCAUUAUUGAUGGCGACUUCCCCCACCCGAUCCAGACGGACGACUCGACGUGGGUCCUGUCGACCAAGCCCGACGGCAGCAAAGAGAUCCUCAUCACGCUCGCCAAAGCCCGCGGCUCCUACUGGUGGGCGCACAUCGUCACGUCGGCCCCCAAGAUCGACACGGCAAAGAUCGUGCCCGAAAACUCCAAGCUGAGCGAACUCGACGGCGAGACGAGGGGGAUGGUCGAAAAGAUGAUGUACGAUCAGAACCAAAAGGCCAUGGGAAAGCCGACGAGCGACGACCAAAAGAAGGACGACAUUCUGAAAAAGUUCAUGAAGGAGCAUCCCGAGAUGGACUUUUCGAACGCAAAGAUCGGAUGA